Pygoscelis adeliae (Adelie penguin) is the source of this 2121-nucleotide messenger RNA. RefSeq names its product spectrin beta chain, non-erythrocytic 5-like. The transcript has 12 exons. Gene Ontology annotation, biological process: actin cytoskeleton organization. The record is from RefSeq and is a predicted model, not a curated record. Bases 1 to 2121 code for a protein of 706 amino acids. Gene Ontology annotation, molecular function: actin filament binding. Gene Ontology annotation, cellular component: plasma membrane; cell projection; cell junction. Lineage: Eukaryota; Metazoa; Chordata; Aves; Sphenisciformes; Spheniscidae.
AUGCACUCGCACCACGGCUGUGGUGGCUCAUUCCUCGCCAGCCCUGUCAUCGCUCCCCGGCUGCUCUCUCUCCUCCAGAUGCUGGAUGUGACUGUGUCCCAGCUCCUCAGCCUGCAGCCCAGCCUGGCAGCCCGAGUCGCCCCCAGGCACCGAGAUGUCAAGGAGAGCUGGGCGCAGCUCCAGCAGGCACUGAGGAGGAGGAGAGAGGCAGAGGCUGAGUGGGGAAUGCAGCGGCCGGAGGCCCAGGUGCAGGACGUCUAUCAGGCAGUGAAUGCAACUGUGUCCCCACACAAGGAGAGUGGGGGUCCUGGAGUCCCCCCAUGUCUGGUGGGGGACGUGGAGAGCCUGGAGGCAGCACGGAUGCAGUGGGAGCCUCUGGACCCCAGCUCCAGUGCCAGGGCUGUGCUCCUGGAGGGGCUGGUGCCGGGGGGACCCCUGAGGAGCCCGCAGGUGGAGGCCAUGCUGCGGGAGCUGGGGGAGCUGUGGGAGGAACUGCAGAGGAAGCACCAGGAAAACGGUGCCGUGCUGCGGGAAAUCGAUAAGGAGACGGGCCAACUGGAGAGGCAGCUCCUGCUGUGCGGCCUCAAGCUCCAGGCACUGCGGGAGGAGGCGGCGGGCGAGACAUCCGCCGAGCACGAGGGGGCGAGGAAGAUGCAGAGGAAGGUGGAGAUGGUGGAGGAGAAGUUGGCACGAGUGCAGGCAGCCCUGCGGCGCCGGGCAGCAGACCUGCGUGACUCCCUGGUGCUGUCUGAGUUCCUGCAGGACCUGCAAGAGGAGGACGCGCGGAGCCGGCAGGGACCUGCAGCGCCAGGGAGUGGGCAUUGUGGCUUGCAGGGGUCUUUUCCCCUGCUCUCGGCCCAGGCCGGGCAGCUGCCAAGCAGCGAGGACAUGAGCUGCCCCUUGGGAGAGCUGCAGGAGGCCGUGGAGAUGCUGAACGAUGCAGCGAAGGAGCGGGAGCGGGUCAUGGAGGUGGCAGCAGAGACGGAGAGCCUGGAGCGCCUGGUGGCAGAGGUGUCCCCGCGCCUGGAGGCCCUUCGCUGCAGAGCCGAGGCACUGGCUCGCGACACUGCUCAAGCAGAGAGCGGCUUCACCACGGUGAAGAGUGAGAAGGACCUCCAGGGGCUGCAGGGCUUGCUGAGCCGGCAGCAGGAGAUGGAGCGUGCAGUGUCGGAGACCCUGCAGGGGCAGCUGGAGGAGCUGGAGAGGGCAGCUGCCCGCUUGCAAGAGCUCUGCCCUGCUCGGCUGUGCCCCGUCAGCCGGGAGGUGCAGGGGACGCUGUGUGCCUGGGCAGGGCUGCGGGAGCUGCUGCGGGAGACCCGGGCCCACGUGCAGCAGGCUGGCCGGCUGCGGCAUUUCUUCAAGGAUUAUUUAGCCAUGAUCUCCUGGACGGAGGACACACGGGCUCAGAUCUUCUCCGAAAGCCCUAGCGGCCAUGGCCUCCCGGAGACUCCAUGUGAGGAGCUGGAGAGGAGGAUUGAAGGGAAGCUCAAGGAGUUUGAGGCGCUGGCAGCGGUGGGGCAGCAGCUGGUGUCUGAGGAGCACGACCUGAGCGCAACAAUAAAGGAGCGCUUGGAGGAGUUGCAGAGCAUGCUGGGCUGGGUGCUGGUGCGCUGGCGAGCACAGAGGCACCAGCGGGACCCAGGGAGCAAGCAGGAGGACAGAAGGGACCUAGAGAGCCCCUCGGGCACGUCCCCCACCGGCCAAGAGCAGCAUGCCCUGUGUGCUCAGCCCCAGCUGGAGAGCAUCCACAGCCCAGUGGAGUUCACGCCCUGCUCCCUCCUCGAGCCUGUGCAAAGAUCAGAGCCACAGCUGCUAGCAGGAACGGUCAUCUCCCCACUGGCAUCGCCCCUCUCAGAUGCCCCAUCAGGAGUGGAGCGGAGCUGGGGGGAGCCCAGCAGCUCAACACCCCACAGUGCAGGACCCCCCAAGGAGGCCGUCAUCUGGGAUCCCGCUGAGACCUCCACACUGCUGCUGCGGCCACGGGGCCCCAGCGGGCUGGGGGGGACGGUCAACCUCAUCCUCAGCAUCGGCAAGAAGGGCGAGAAGAAGAAGGCACAGGCAGUGGCCGGCAGCGAGCGGCCGGGGGAGGAGGCGCUGCGGACGGUAUGUGGGGGACGGUAG